Lolium perenne is the source of this 960-nucleotide messenger RNA. RefSeq lists its product as uncharacterized. NCBI's taxonomy places the organism in Eukaryota, Viridiplantae, Streptophyta, Magnoliopsida, Poales, Poaceae. Gene Ontology annotation, molecular function: protein binding. The record is from RefSeq and is a predicted model, not a curated record.
AUGAAUCCCCGUCCGGCGGCGGCGCACCGCGGCGGCAUCCCGGAGGAGAUCAUCAUCUGGGAGAUCGUGCCCCGCCUUCCAGCGAGGGCCCUCCUCCGCUGCCGCGCCGUCUGCCGGUCCUGGCGCAAGGCCCUCACCUCCCUCAAGUCCAACCCCGACCUCCUCCUCGCGCACCACCGCCUCCAGCCGUCCCUCCCCAUCGCCUCCUGCUUCCAGCUCGCCCGCCACGACCUCCGCGCCGUCGCGCCCCGCUCCGCCGCGCCCGUCGCCUCGCUCCGCCACCCCACCCUCCAGGUCAGGGCCUCCUGCGACGGCCUCCUCGUCCUCUCCCUCAGCCCCGCCAGCUACUACGUCUGCAACCCGGCCACCAGGCAGUGGCUCCUCCACCCCUUCUUCCCGCACUUCCUCGGCUUCUACCCCCACCGCCCUUCCGGCGAGUACAGGAUACUCCACGGCACCGGCCCGCCCAGCCGGUCCCGCCGUAAAACAUCCUACUCCGUCUUCACCGUGGGGUCUCGGAAGCCGAGGGGCAUCGGCCGCCCAGCGGCGUCUUCCUCCGAAGAGAAAGCGCUGGCCCAUGGCAUCAUCAAGACCGCGCCCGACCGCCCGUCCAUCCUGCUCCACCAAAGCCUGCAUUUUUACCCUGUCAAAAAUAAAGAAGCUAACAUCAACAUGGUAAUGGCGUUCAGCACCACGGCAGAGUCCUUCCGGUGGAUGACCGCGCCCCCGGAUGUACAGCCGUCCGCGACCUUGUUCGAGACGGACGGCAAGCUCGGCCUCUCCAGCGUCAGCGAGGACAUGACGGAGGUCCACAUCCACACGCUGCACGACUACGGCAGCAGCGAGGCGUGGGAGUUCAGGUACAAGCUCAGGUUACCAGUGGUGGAGCUGAACCUUUCGGCUGCGCGCCGCAGUUUCAUAGAGGUGGCCGCGAGCGAGGAGGGCGGCGUGCUGGUCUAA